AUGAAGUACACCGUCCGGCAAGAAUGGUUCCUUAUUUAUUUUGACGAUGCACGUCAGUCUCUUUCAACUGCAUACACAGCAAUGGCUGUGGAUAAUCAUGUACCCGAGAUACCUCUAGGUGCCCAUGAUAAGAGUGUGGAUACUUGGUCGGUGGACUAUUUGAUUACGUCAAUGAGAAACAAAAAUUCUAAACUUGACGAUUACGCGCAAAAACUUUACGCGGAUGUUGGCGGAUAA
Ambispora gerdemannii is the source of this 237-nucleotide messenger RNA. The record is from the annotation of a GenBank genome assembly. NCBI's taxonomy places the organism in Eukaryota, Fungi, Glomeromycota, Glomeromycetes, Archaeosporales, Ambisporaceae.